AUGUCUAUCCAUAAUCAUCGAAUGCGAAUUCCGGUCUUACACAAUGGCCGCAUGAACUCCACCUCAGCGGCAGUAGAAUCUGAAAACGACACCGCCAGAGCUCAAAGAAAUUACCACAUUGUACAAGAUGUGGGCAAUUUCGAAGAAAAGGAGGCAACGCGACCGGAUUUCGAUCAUUCAAAGCCCAUUGAAGUGACGAAGUCACCUUAUCCACAGUGGAAAUAUGGGGAGGGUGUCCCUGAUAAUGGGGCAAGUCUAGCCCAAAAGCAUCAUGAAAUCGAUCCAUACGCUCCAGACCGACAUAUGAUCAACAAUUAUCGUCUAUUAGUGUCUGGAAUUGCACCACGCCCUAUAGGAUUUAUCAGUACUGUCAACUCUAAAGGAGAAAAGAACCUUUCUCCUUUCAGCUACUUCCAAGUCCUCGAUCACGACCCUCCAAUGUUUAUUGUCGGGUUCUCCUCGCGUCCUGGGCGCGUAAAGGAUACUUAUCGCAAUCUGAAAGAAACCGGCGAAUGCGUCAUCAACACUGUAUCUGAGAAUAUGAUCGAGGCUGUUAAUGCGAGCUCGAUAGACGCACCUUAUGGGGUGUCAGAAUGGGAUGUCUCAGGCCUCCAUGAAGAAGCUUGUACUACAGUCAAGCCCUCCCGUGUUGCGGAAUCUGUUUUCAGCAUCGAGGGGAAAGUGGUCGAUAUCAAAGAAUUUACCGAUCAUCAACAGCCUGGAAUGAGUAUCGCGGCUAAUGUUCUCAUCAAAGCGACUCGAUUUUGGGUCAAAGAGGGGACUGCAGAUGCAGACUACAGCCAUAUAGAACUAGAAAAACUCCGACCGGUUGCGCAACUUGGUGGUGUUUCUUACGGACGUGUUGUGUCGACCUUUGAGAGACCGCGAAACAAAUGGGAUGUUGAGGUUUCCAAGAGUGAACUGCUGCAAAAGCUAGAUGCUUCAAAGCCCGAUGUAAAUUAG
Messenger RNA from Penicillium angulare, 963 nucleotides. RefSeq names its product flavin reductase family protein. The transcript has a single exon. Bases 1 to 963 code for a protein of 320 amino acids. The record is from RefSeq and is a predicted model, not a curated record. Lineage: Eukaryota; Fungi; Ascomycota; Eurotiomycetes; Eurotiales; Aspergillaceae. Gene Ontology annotation, molecular function: FMN binding.